UGCGUACUAGCUACCGAAACUGACAGGGCGAUGCUGAGCUGCAUUCCCAUCGUUAUACGAGGCGAGGAGGACGUAUCCCCAGGACGUUAACAGCGCCAGAACCCCACAAAAUCCAGGAACAUUGUAAAAUAACCGCAGGAGAACUCAAUCACUACCAUCAUGUCGGCUGGAGGUGACUUGGGGAACCCUCUGAGGAAAUUUAAGCUGGUGUUUCUAGGAGAGCAGAGCGUGGGGAAGACCUCUCUGAUCACCAGGUUCAUGUAUGACAGCUUUGACAACACGUAUCAGGCCACAAUUGGUAUUGACUUCUUAUCGAAGACGAUGUACCUGGAGGACCGAACAGUAAGGCUGCAGCUGUGGGAUACUGCAGGACAGGAACGGUUCAGGAGCCUCAUCCCGAGCUACAUCCGAGACUCAACAGUGGCUGUGGUCGUGUACGACAUCACCAACGUGAACUCCUUCCGGCAGACCUUUAAAUGGAUCGACGACGUGAGGACUGAGAGGGGCUCUGACGUCAUCAUCAUGCUGGUGGGCAACAAGACAGAUCUGGAGGAGAAGAGGCAGAUCACCAUCGAGGAGGGGGAGCAGAGAGCGAAAGAACUCAAAGUCAUGUUCAUUGAGACCAGCGCAAAGACAGGCUGCAAUGUAAAACAGCUGUUUCGCCGCGUUGCUGCCGCCCUACCUGGAAUGGAAAGCUUGGACGAUGCCAACCCCGAAGGCAUGAUUGACAUCAAGCUGGACAAACCAGCAGAGCCGACCGUCCCCGAGGGCGGGUGCUCAUGUUAGUGCAGAGCUGCUGAUUGCACAGCUCCCCCUCACACCAUAGGCUUGUUGUGUUGCUUACUACUGGUUAGCUGCCAGUCAAAUUCUCUAAUUGGAUAUGGGAUCCGGGCCUUGUGUCUGA
This is a messenger RNA of Gadus morhua (Atlantic cod), 904 nucleotides long. RefSeq names its product ras-related protein Rab-6B. NCBI's taxonomy places the organism in Eukaryota, Metazoa, Chordata, Actinopteri, Gadiformes, Gadidae. Bases 160 to 786 code for a protein of 208 amino acids. The transcript is spliced from 8 exons. The record is from RefSeq and is a predicted model, not a curated record. Gene Ontology annotation, molecular function: GTPase activity; GTP binding.